Messenger RNA from Perognathus longimembris pacificus (Pacific pocket mouse), 1943 nucleotides. RefSeq names its product oviductal glycoprotein 1 (gene Ovgp1). Gene Ontology annotation, molecular function: chitinase activity; chitin binding. The record is from RefSeq and is a predicted model, not a curated record. The transcript is spliced from 11 exons. NCBI's taxonomy places the organism in Eukaryota, Metazoa, Chordata, Mammalia, Rodentia, Heteromyidae. Bases 1 to 1752 code for a protein of 583 amino acids. Gene Ontology annotation, biological process: carbohydrate metabolic process; chitin catabolic process. Gene Ontology annotation, cellular component: extracellular region.
AUGGGGAAGCUGUUUCUUUGGGUUGGUGAGUGUGGCAGUUCCAGUAAUGUUAGUCCAGGCGAUACCAGGCUUCGACUGGUUCUUCUGCUGAAACACCACAAUGGUGCUGCCUACAAACUGGUUUGUUAUUUCACCAACUGGGCACACAGUCGACCAGGUCCUGCCUCCAUUUGGCCCCAUGACCUAGAUCCCUUUCUCUGCACCCAUCUGAUUUUUGCCUUUGCAUCAAUGGAUGACAACUGUAUUGUUGCCAGUAAUCUCCAGGAUGAGAAGAUUCUCUACCCAGAGUUCAACCAACUCAAAGCAAAGAACAGGGAGCUGAAAACACUGCUGUCUGUCGGAGGGUGGAACUUCGGCACAUCAAGGUUCACUGUGAUGUUAUCUACAUCAGCCAACCGUAGCAAGUUUAUUGCGUCAGUUAUAUCCCUCCUGAGGACACACGGCUUUGAUGGUCUUGACCUUUUCUUCUUGUACCCGGGACUACGAGGCAGCCCCAUCAGUGACCGGUGGACUUUUCUCUUCUUAAUAGAGGAGCUGCUGUUUGCCUUCAAGAAGGAGGCGCUGCUCACCAACCGCCCAAGACUGCUGCUCUCUGCUGCUGUCUCUGGUGUCCCACAUAUUGUCCAAACGUCCUAUGAUGUGUAUCGUAUGGGACAACUCCUGGAUUUCAUCAGUGUCUUGUCUUAUGACUUACAUGGAAGCUGGGAAAAGUUCACAGGACAUAAUAGCCCCCUCUUCUCUUUUCCUGAGGAUCCCAAGUCUUCGGCGUAUGCCAUGAAUUACUGGCGAAAGCUUAGCGCACCCCCAGAGAAGCUCAUCAUGGGGUUCCCCACCUAUGGACGUACCUUUCGCCUCCUCAAAGCUUCUGAGAAUGGGUUGCAUGCUGCAGCCAUGGGACCAGGGACUUCAGGGCAGUACACCAAGCAAGCUGGAUUCCUGGCUUAUUAUGAGGUUUGCUACUUUAUUCAGAAAGCAAAAAAGUACUGGAUUGACUACCAAUAUGUUCCAUAUGCCUGCAAAGGGAAGGAAUGGGUUGGCUAUGAUGAUGCCACCAGCUUCAGUUACAAGGCAAAAUUCAUAAAGAGAGAGCAUUUUGGGGGGGCCAUGGUGUGGACAUUGGACAUGGAUGAUGUCAGGGGCACUUUCUGUGGCACUGGCCCUUUCCCUCUGGUUCAUGUAUUGAAGGACCUUCUGGUGAAGGCUGACUUGAGCACAACUUCUCUACCACAAUUUCAGUACUCAUCUGCUAUGAAAGUGUCACGUUCUGGCUCUGAAAGGUUGGCUGUGACAAAGGCACUGACCACUGAUACGAAUAUUUUGCCUCCAGGAGGAGAGGCUGUGGCUAUGGCGGGCAAUGGGAAGAAUGAAAAUACAACUCCAGUCCCUGGAGAUAGAAGUGUGACCCCUGGAAGGGACACAACACUCUUUGGAAAGCACACUGUAGCAUUCAGAGGGAAGACAGAGGCUUCUAGGGCAAAGACUGUGACCCCAGUGACCCAUGCAACUGAGACCAGUGCAGGCACCAUGGGGGCCCUUGUGCCUCCUCAGACAGUGACCCUUGCUGAGAAGAGUCAUCUGUCUGCGAGCUCUGGAGGGAUGAACGGAGUCCCUAUGACUCUUCAGGUGAAAACCCUUAGCGGGAAGACAAUGGCUCCUAAAAUGUCCUUGUCUCUUCUGAGCGAGAUGUCAGUAACCCCUGAUGAGCAGAAUUCCCUCCAAAGUGAACAGUUUGGCUUUAAAGAUUCAAACUAAUGCCAAGGUUGGAUGAAAUUGGUGUUCAGAUGGAAGCUGAGACAGGAAACUGUCAAGGCUUAUUAUCCUGCUACCAGAAUGUAGUUCUCUUGCUUCUGAAAAUCACUUUCUCCCCAUAGACAACUGUUUUUCCAUCAAUACAAUGACUCUUCUACAAGUCCUCUCUCUCAAACUAGAAAACCUAGAAGGCU